GCGAUCACAACAUCUUCGGAUGACACCGAAGCAGCAGCCCCUCGGCCCACUCACGCGUCCCGACACUCUGGCAUAGACAUCAUGACUUUAGCGAGGGUGACACAGACUGCGUAGACAUUGCUUUGGUAAAGAGCGCUGCUUCCCCUGCUUACCUUGCACCGCGUGGGCGGGACCCGUAGCAUUUUCCCUGGCGAACCCUUGUGGCACGGCGCAUACUACUGGCUGCACUUCAGCCCACUCGUGAUCUCACAUCCAUCCACCUGGGAAUCCUGAAACGGAAACAAUCCACGGGAAGCUGCAGAAAACGUGCUCUGUGCAAACUCGACUGCCCCGUGCCACUCCAGCGGACUCGACUGCUAUAUUACCCUGGCCAUGGCCUCCGAUCCAGCCCAACACGGCUCACCCGACGACCAGACAGACCCCUCGACCAACCACACUCAGUCGCAGUCCCAGACGCAGAUCAUCAUGUCCGACUCGAUCCAAGAACGCUUCCAGAGCGACGACAAGGCUUCACCGGCUUCUGCUACCUCCAACAAGGACCAGAACGACUCGGCUGCUAAGCGUGCGAACGCAAAAGAUCCCUCGAGACCCAGAAGGAAGAAGGCGCGCAGAGCCUGCUAUGCCUGCCAGCGUGCCCAUCUGACCUGCGGUGACGAACGGCCAUGUCUUCGGUGCAUCAAGCGUGGAUUACAAGACCAUUGCCACGACGGAGUACGAAAGAAGGCUAAAUAUCUACACGAUGCGCCUAACGAUGCCCUCAUGGCCCACACCUACAACCAAAACCAUAACCAGAGUCAGAUGAAUCAGUCUACUCCAACGUCAGAGCAGCCUCCUGUUGCUCAGCCCUCGUCAUACUACCCUACUCCUGUUGGUCCUCAGACGUUUGCCAACUUUGGUCACACCCCGUCGUCAGCUCCUAUCAAUUCUCCCUCGACUACCGAUUCUCCUCUGGUCCAUCCUCAUCCUUAUGCCCCACAACAAAACAUGGUCACUCAGCCGUUUCCUUCAGCCUCGUCUCAACAGAUGCCACCUCCCCAGGAUCCUGUCUCAUCCAUCUCUCAUAAUUCUUCAGACGGAAAGCCUGGCCAGCCCUUUAAUGCCCCUUUCUUCGACCCCGCAGAUCCGUCACUCUUCAACUUUGACAUCUCCAGUCUGAACUUCGGCAAUCACUAUGGUGCUUUGGAAUUUGGCAUGCUUGGACACAUGUCAUCUGGUGCUGUUGAAACACCAGAUGCCGAGAACAGCCUGAUGACCUCAAUUGCUUAUGACCCGACCAACCCCAACUACUCCACCAGCUACCCUUACAACAAUACCGCCUUUACUGACUGGCAACGUAACGCUGAUGGAACAAGACAAAACAGUUCUGGCCAAAUCUUUUCCAUAACAGGAGACAGCAGUUUUGAUGGCCAGCUGAACUUCCCCAAUGCUUUUGCUAUUGGCGAGAACGGGUCCAUCUCUGGAGCGAGUCCCAGCGCUGCCAACAUGAUGGACUUCAGCACAGGAUACAGCACAAGUCCUGUGGCUUCAGCACAGCACUUACUACACAGCUCAAACCAAGACUACAAUCGUCAUCAGCAUCGACCGCAGAUCAGAAGUAGUUUCUCUGCGAAUGACAUCAACCAAACGCGACCCAACUCACAGCGAAGACGACGGGAUCCGUCAGAUAUAUACACAUCAGUCACCGCGCCUUACUCGUACACGACUGGCUUCCAUGCUUUGACCGCAUGCCUACAAAGACUUUAUUCUCCACAAAAGACAGCCAGAAUUGCCAGGGCGCUCGCGGCUAUUCGACCAUCAUUCAUUUCUUGUACAAAACAGUUGAAUGUCGACGAUCUGAUUUUCAUGGAGAAAUGUUUCCAGAGAACGCUGUUCGAGUACGAUGACUUCCUGACGGCUUAUGGAACCCCUACCCUCAUCUUGCGUCGUACUGGCGAGGUUGCCGCUGUUAGCAAAGAGUUUUCUCUGCUUACUGGAUGGUCGAAAGACGUUCUCCUCGGCAAGGACGCGAACAUGAACAUCAACAUCGGCAACGCUUCGGGGCGUCAAACGGGUACCAGCACUAGAGGUACUGCUACACCUCGAGGCCAAGGCAGUGGAGACACUGCCGGUCGACUACAGCCCGUUCUGUUACCGGAGCUCAUGGAGGAUGAUAAUGUCAUCGACUUCUACGAAGACUUUGCCAAACUUGCCUUCGGAGACUCGCGCGGUGUCAUGAUGAAGCCAUGCAAACUCCUCAAGUACAAGACCAAGGAAGAUCCCGGUUGGAGUGCAGACCUGUUGGGGGAGCGAGAGAAUAGACUCAGCAACGGCAAGCCCGUCGGUCCACUCAUCAGCGGCGAGUCUGGAAUGAACUCGCUGGGUGAUCGGGACGGCAAGGUGUCUUGCAUGUUCUGUUGGGUGGUCAAGCGAGAUGUGUUUGACAUUCCCAUGAUGAUUGUUAUGAAUUUCCUUCCAAUUAUCUAGAUCGGCGAGGCAUUAUUUGGGCACAGAGGCGUUCUGCUUUGGUUGCGGCAAUCAAGAGCCGGGUCAACAGCAUUAUCACACAUGCGCAAUUAAUUCAAGCAUAUUCUAAUGAGUAGAUGAUAAUCCAGGGCAGAAUGGAUCGCCUGCGUGAAGCAGGUGAUAUUUAUUGGCAUCAUGCAUCAAAACAUGUCCGAAGGACUUCAUUCAGUACACUUACAAAUGAAUAUUCAUUAAUCUGUUCAAAUUCAU
Messenger RNA from Aureobasidium subglaciale EXF-2481, 2712 nucleotides. RefSeq lists its product as uncharacterized. Gene Ontology annotation, cellular component: nucleus. The transcript has 4 exons. Gene Ontology annotation, molecular function: RNA polymerase II transcription regulatory region sequence-specific DNA binding; zinc ion binding; DNA-binding transcription factor activity, RNA polymerase II-specific. NCBI's taxonomy places the organism in Eukaryota, Fungi, Ascomycota, Dothideomycetes, Dothideales, Saccotheciaceae. Bases 373 to 2463 code for a protein of 696 amino acids. The record is from RefSeq and is a predicted model, not a curated record. Gene Ontology annotation, biological process: regulation of DNA-templated transcription; cellular response to starvation.